UGGGGGCCCGUGGCUGCAGGAGGCUCCAUGGCUGCUGGGGAACACCUGGCUGCUGGGGGUCCACAGCUGCUGGGGGACACACCACCUCAGGCCCAGCUGCCCUCCCCUGCCUCUCCACAGGCGUCAUGGCUGGGGUGAGGAGGCAGGGCCAGGGCACCUCAGACAUCCCCCAGCUGCUGGGGGAGGAAGGCUCCAGCCCCCGGCAUCCGGUACCUGACAAAGAUCUCGGGGAGGGUGGUGUGUCGUGGCGAGGAGCUCUCCCCACGUCCUCUCCUCCGAGCUGGUGAAAGAGCCACCACUGCUUUGUGCCAUGUGGAGGGGAAAGGCCCUGGUCACCUGGGCGCUCCUCACCAGCCUGGCCACGGCCAGCUGGGGCAUCCAAGUAAUCCUGAAAGAAGUCAGUGGGAAGGUGUUCCUGCAAUGUGAAACAAACCUGCAAAGUGAAAUCAUAUGGCUGAAAGAUGGGAAUAGGAUAGGAAAUGGAACACAACUGGACUUGGGUGCAGUUUACAACGAUCCCAGAGGCGUCUAUGUGUGUCAAUUGGAAGGCAGAAACGAACACAGUGAGCUCCAGGUGCACUAUCGAAUGUGCCAGAACUGCAUCGAAGUGGACGCUUCCACCAUCUCGGGGAUCGUGGUCGCAGAUGUUGUUGCCACCAUCUUCCUGGCUGUUGCUGUGUAUUGCAUCACUGGCCAGGACAAGGGACGCAUGUCACGAGCUUCUGACAGGCAGAACCUGAUCGCCAACGAGCAGCUCUACCAGCCCCUUGGCGAGCGGGACGAUGGACAGUACAGCCGGCUGGCACCUGCCAAGGCCCGCAAGUGAAGUGGGAAAACACUGGGGCCUGC
Molecule: messenger RNA, 849 nt
Organism: Haliaeetus leucocephalus (bald eagle)
Lineage: Eukaryota; Metazoa; Chordata; Aves; Accipitriformes; Accipitridae
Gene: CD3D
Product: CD3d molecule, delta (CD3-TCR complex)
Exons: 5
Coding region: 311-826 (171 amino acids)
Biological process (GO): cell surface receptor signaling pathway; positive thymic T cell selection
Cellular component (GO): membrane; external side of plasma membrane; alpha-beta T cell receptor complex
Molecular function (GO): transmembrane signaling receptor activity
Source: RefSeq, a predicted model, not a curated record